UUCACGGGUCGUUAAAAUCUUUCCUUUUGAGAAACCAUACACCAUGCUACUUGAGAGACGUGGCUUCAGGUUUUGCUCUUCUGCAAGGAUGUUGGCAGCUCUGGUGUGUAUUCUGCUUUGCAUCCAGCCCGGACACGGACAGACCUGCACGGAAGGUUUUGCGUACGACCGCAGGGCCAGACAGUGCGUAGAUGUGGAUGAGUGCCGCACAAUGCCAGAUGUUUGCCGAGGAGACAUGCGCUGUGUGAACCAGAACGGAGGCUACCUGUGCCUCCCGAGGAACCUGUACAAUCAGCCGUACCGACAGGAGACCCCGGCCCUGCCCGAGCCCGCUUACCCGGACGCAUCGGUUGGAUUUCCAGACACCUUCCUCCCGGAUCCUCCGAGAGCUGUGGAGCCCAGCUACCCCAGAGUUAGGACCACCGCGCAGUGCAUUCUGGGAUAUGCUGCUGCAGAGGAUGGCACCUGUAAUGACAUCGAUGAAUGUGAGACGAACUCUCAUCACUGUAACCCCACCCAGGUCUGCAUCAACACAGCAGGUGGCUACACCUGUUCCUGCACUGAGGGCUACUGGCUCAUCGGUGGGCAGUGCCAGGAUAUUGAUGAGUGUCGCUAUGGUUACUGCCAGCAGCUGUGUGCCAACGUCCCCGGCUCUUAUUCGUGCUCCUGUAACCCCGGCUUCAUCCUCAACCCAGACAGCAGGACCUGUCAAGAUGUGGAUGAGUGUGAGGACGAGCCGUGCAGUCACGGCUGCUUCAACACGUACGGCUCCUACAUGUGUAACUGUGACGAGGGCUUUGAGUUGGCGUCCGACGGCACGACCUGCAUCGACUUGGACGAGUGCAGCUUCUCUGAGUUUCUGUGUCAGCACCGCUGUGUGAACACGCCCGGCUCCUUCUCCUGCAUCUGCCCGUCUGGAUAUUAUGUGUUUGAGGACGGCCGGACGUGUGAAGAUAUCAAUGAAUGUGACACUGGUAACAACACCUGUACAACAGCACAAGUAUGUUUCAAUUUCCAGGGAGGCUACACAUGCCUGGAUCCUCUACAGUGUCACUCUCCUUACGUCGAAGUUAGUGACAAUCAGUGCAUGUGCUCAGCUGAGAACCCUGCCUGCAGGGACAAGCCCUUCACUAUUCUGUACCGACACAUGGACUUGUCGUCGGGGCGCAGUGUGCCUGCAGACAUCUUCCAGAUGCAGGCCACCACGCGUUACCCCGGCGCCUUCUACAUCUUCCAGAUAAAGUCGGGCAACGACGGGCGAGAGUUUUACAUGAGGCAAACCAGCAACGUGAGCGCCACACUCGUCCUGUCCCGGCCCAUCACGGGGCCCCGGGAGGUGGUGCUGGACUUGGAGAUGGUCACGGUGAACAACGUCAUCAACUUCAGAGGCAGCUCCAUCAUACGUGUGACGGUGUUUGUCUCAGAGCACCCGUUCUGAGCAUCCCACGUGAGCUGCAUCGCCCUCAAAGGAUCAAGCUCACACGCAGCUGAUGGUUUGUUUGAGACAGAAUCACCUUUUUGUUUUCUGUUUUUUGAAAUCAUCAUGUCAUCCGAUAAAGACUCAACACCAGCUGAUGGGAAAGCGUCCCUGUGCUCGAUUCCCCGCCCUGGUUUAAUGGACUGUGAGCUUUUAUGGCUGCGAUAUGGACUUUCGUCACAGAGGGAUAUUUAUGGUGUACAAUUUCUGACAUCCUCUAUUUAGAAAACGACCCAAACAAUGAUGUAAACUACCCUCACUGAGUACUUGUACACAACUGUACACCAUGCAGUUUUCUUCAUGAGUUCCCCCAGUUGUCUGUGAAUCUUCAUCCCUUCAGAUAAGCUGUGAAAGUGAUUUAUGUGUCAUUGCAUCAUGAGUCGGAUCAUUGUUGUGUUUUUUUAUGACAGCCGGUUAUCUGAGCUGAAGUGUAUUUGUGCAUUUGCAGUGGCAAUAUUUGAAAUGAUGUAACAACUAGUCAUUAACUGAAUUAUUGAUCACAGUUCUUUUUUUAGACCAAUAAAUGUCUUCACCACA
Messenger RNA from Cottoperca gobio, 2014 nucleotides. RefSeq names its product fibulin 5 (gene fbln5). The transcript is spliced from 11 exons. Gene Ontology annotation, molecular function: calcium ion binding. Bases 44 to 1438 code for a protein of 464 amino acids. NCBI's taxonomy places the organism in Eukaryota, Metazoa, Chordata, Actinopteri, Perciformes, Bovichtidae. The record is from RefSeq and is a predicted model, not a curated record.